AUGACCCACUGCAGGUCAAGAACCUCCAGCACUUCACUUGACAUUCUAAGCCCACCCUGCCCAUCCACCAUAUCNGUCAACGAGAGCCUCCUCACGCCCCUCAACCUGGAGAUCGACCCCAACGCGCAGUGCGUGAAGCAGGAGGAGAAGGAGCAGAUCAAGUGCCUCAACAGCAGGUUUGCGGCCUUCAUCGACAAGGUGCGCUUCCUGGAGCAGCAGAACAAACUGCUGGAGACAAAGCUGCAGUUCUUCCAGAACCGUGAGUGCUGUGAGAGCAACCUGGAGCCCCUGUUUGAGGGCUACAUUACAACUCUGCGGCGGGAGGCCGAGUGCGUGGAGGCCGACAGCGGGAGGCUGGCCUCAGAGCUCAACCACGUGCAGGAGGUGCUGGAGGGUUACAAGAAGAAGUAUGAAGAAGAGGUGGCACUAAGGGCCACUGCUGAGAAUGAAUUUGUGGCCUUGAAGAAGGAUGUGGACUGUGCCUACUUGCGCAAAUCAGACCUGGAGGCCAAUGUGGAGGCCCUGACCCAGGAGAUCGACUUCCUGAGGCGGCUGUAUGAGGAGGAGAUCCGCAUUCUCCAGUCGCACAUCUCAGACACCUCAGUGGUCGUCAAGCUGGACAACAGCCGGGACCUGAACAUGGACUGCAUCGUCGCUGAGAUCAAGGCACAGUACGACGACAUUGUCACCCGCAGCCGGGCCGAGGCCGAGUCCUGGUACCGCAGCAAAUGCGAGGAAAUGAAGGCCACGGUGAUCAGACAUGGGGAGACCCUGCGCCGCACCAAGGAGGAGAUCAACGAGCUGAACCGCAUGAUCCAGAGGCUGACAGCCGAGGUGGAGAACGCCAAAUGCCAGAACUCCAAGCUGGAGGCCGCGGUGGCCCAGUCUGAGCAGCAGGGUGAGGCGGCCCUCAGUGAUGCCCGCUGCAAGCUGGCCGAGCUGGAGGGCGCCCUGCAGAAGGCCAAGCAGGACAUGGCCUGCCUGAUCAGGGAGUACCAGGAGGUGAUGAACUCCAAGCUGGGCCUGGACAUCGAGAUCGCCACCUACAGGCGCCUGCUGGAGGGCGAGGAGCAGAGGUUGUGUGAGGGCGUUGGUGCUGUAAAUGUCUGUGUCAGCAGCUCCCGCGGCGGGGUCGUGUGCGGGGACCUGUGCGUGUCGGGCUCCCGGCCGGUGACCGGCAGCGUCUGCAGUGCCCCCUGCAGCGGGAACGUGGCAGUGAGCACCGGCCUGUGUGCGCCCUGCGGCCAGACCUGCGGCAGCAGCCGCUCCGUGCGCUUCGCCUGA
Messenger RNA from Mandrillus leucophaeus (drill), 1284 nucleotides. RefSeq names its product keratin, type II cuticular Hb1-like. Gene Ontology annotation, molecular function: structural constituent of skin epidermis. NCBI's taxonomy places the organism in Eukaryota, Metazoa, Chordata, Mammalia, Primates, Cercopithecidae. Gene Ontology annotation, biological process: intermediate filament organization; keratinization. Gene Ontology annotation, cellular component: keratin filament. The record is from RefSeq and is a predicted model, not a curated record. The transcript has 10 exons. Bases 1 to 1284 code for a protein of 427 amino acids.